This is a messenger RNA of Eupeodes corollae, 1072 nucleotides long. RefSeq lists its product as uncharacterized. Lineage: Eukaryota; Metazoa; Arthropoda; Insecta; Diptera; Syrphidae. The transcript is spliced from 3 exons. The record is from RefSeq and is a predicted model, not a curated record. Bases 102 to 905 code for a protein of 267 amino acids.
AGCAAAAAUUUAUCAGUUAAUCAUUCGAACGCUUUCAGGCGUAACCUUUUCUUUUAGCAGUCUAUGAUCAAAGGUUAAAGACGACGAAAAAACAUUACAAUAUGUUUUCAAAAUCCAUGCUUUCUAUUGCUUUUGUAUUGGCUGGUUUUUCACUAUGCGUUGAGAGUGGUGGUUCCAAUAUCAGACCCAUCGAUUAUUCUCUAGGUGCCCUAAUCGCCCGCAAUGAAGACUCUUCUGAAUGUUUUAACGAAUUCUCAAUCAAACAGGGGAAUUGUGUUGAAAGCUUGGGACGAGAUCGGAAACAGUGCGCAGAUUCUCUAAUCAAGGCUAAUAAUAGAGUGAAUGAUGAUUUGAAAAAGUUCGCUUAUAAAAUAGCAAAAAUACCGAACGAUAUUUGUGUUCAUAUAGAUGAUGAUUGCAGGAAUAAAUUAGUAGAGGACGGAGAUAUUGUUGCAGCUUUGACUUGUUAUGAGGAAUUGUUCAAGGAGCGAAUUCGAAUCUUAGAAAUGGCACAAGAUUGUAAAUUGAAAAGAAUUAAUGUUAACAAUGAGAGACAUAUGAUAUUGGCAACUAAGAAAAACUGCACUAACAAUGCUGACUAUAAGUAUUUGGAAGAAUCUGAUGAUCUUUUUAGAACUUUGAUAACAACCUGCGACAAUUCUCCAUCGGAUAGUUCAACUACUCUUUCAACUACUAUCCAAACUACUCAGAACUUCACACAAUCCCCUAUUAGAUCAACUACUCCAAGAAUUCCUGAAAGAACUUCGACAACAGAAGCUGCAUCGGCUUCAACGGAAGAAAAUUCAUCAGAAGAAGAUUGGGAAACCAAGUCCACUACCAGAAGAAACCGAUUCCCAUGGGACAAUGAGCCCACAACCAAGAGAGGUCGGUUCCCAUGGAAUUAGAUAUAAAUACAAAAAUCUAUAGAAAGCAGGAAUCUGUCUUUGAUUCAACAUUUGGAAACAUUAAAAAAAAUAGAAUGUCUUUAAAAUUGCAUUGAAAAUUUAACUUACAAAAAAUAUGUUAAACUAUAAAUAAUAAAACUACUUUCAUUAAUCCUGAUGGCAAUUAA